AUGUCGGCCAUCAGAGACACACCGGCUGGCCAGUUCUUGCGUCUAAUCGGGUUCAAGUCAUGGCUGUAUUAUCCAGAGGAAGUCACCGGUUUCGAGUUACCUAACCUGCCUUUUGUCUCGGAGGCAGUCCUUCCUCCCUUAGGCGACGAUGCCAGCGAAAGGGACAUUGAGAAGCGUCUCCCCAGUGUCUUGGUCAGAUUGGCCACUCCUCCUGACGAGCUCUCAAGUGCCAUCUCGCAGAAGGCUCUGGCCGAGCCCAUUGUGGUCUCCUUCACCGAUGACGACAACGAGAACCCCCGAAACUGGUCUGCCGCGAAGAAGACAUGGACCGUCACCUUGAUCAAUGUUUAUACUUUCGUCGUUUACUGCACGGCUUCGAUUAUCACCCCCACUGCUGGCUUCAUCGUUGAACGAUUCAAUGUCUCGGUUUCUGUUGCCAGUCUUGGUCUCUCGAUGUACGUCGUCGGUUACGGAACGGGCCCGAUGUUCUUUUCCCCUCUCAGUGAAGUCCCAACUAUAGGACGGAACCCCCCGUACCUAUAUUCCUUCUUCGCAUUCUUCCUUGUCUCCAUUGGCCUAGCAUUCGUCGAUAACUUCCCCGGCCUGAUCAUCCUCCGGUUCCUUCAGGGCUGGUUUGGCAGCCCUUGCCUGGCCAGCGGUGCCGCCUCCAUCGAAGAUGUCUACGACGUAUACAGCGCCCCAUACGGCUACAUCUGGUGGGUAGCCAGCAUGUACUGCGGCCCUGCCUUCGGGCCACUGUUGGCCGGCUACGUCGUCUCGCAUAACUGGCGAUGGCCGCUAUAUGAAGUCGUCAUCAUGGGCGCUGUGGUCCUUGUCUUCCUCUCUUUCCUCCCCGAGACAUCCCCCCAGACCAUCCUUCUCAACCGUGCCAGACGUCUCCGCAAAGCCACAGGCAACAACGCAUAUAAAGCACCCUGCGAACUCAAACCUCUCGCGUUUGCCAAGAUGCUCCUUGCAGCACUUAACAAGCCGUUGGAAAUCACCGUCAAGGACCCCGCCAUCCUCUAUGCCUGUGUCUACGGCUCCAUUGUCUAUGCCACUUACUAUUCUUUCUUCGAGGCUUUCCCGCUCGUCUACCUAGGCACCUACCGUAUGUCCCUCGGCGGCAUGGGACUCAUCUUUACCUCCCUAACCGUCGGCUGUAUAUGUGGUCUGAUCACCUACUCUCUCUACAUUACGUACUACUUCAUCCCUCGGGCGCGAGCAUACCACACAGAAAAAGGCGAACUCGUCGCUCAAGAGCAGUGGCUCCUCCCGGGCCUCUUUGGGGUCUGGGGCCCGCCGGUCGGUCUGCUGACGUUCGCCUGGACUGCGCGCACGGGCAUUCACUGGGUGGUGCCGACGCUGGGCAUCGGCAUCUUCGCCUUCUCGACCUUUUUCAUCUUCCAGGCCCUGAUCUGCUACGUGCCGCUGUCGUACCCUCGCUACGUCGCCAGCCUGCUCGCUGCCAAUGACUGCGCGCGCUCCUUGCUGGCCGCCGCCUUCGUCCAGUUCUCCCGCCAGAUGUACAUGAACCUCGGCAUCGAUAGGGGCGUCACCCUCGUGGCGGGUCUGUCUGUCGUCGGUAUCUUCGGCAUGUACGGCCUCUAUUUCUACGGCGCCAGUCUGAGGGCCCGGAGCAAGUUCACCGGGUGA
Messenger RNA from Cladophialophora psammophila CBS 110553, 1656 nucleotides. RefSeq lists its product as uncharacterized. The transcript is spliced from 2 exons. NCBI's taxonomy places the organism in Eukaryota, Fungi, Ascomycota, Eurotiomycetes, Chaetothyriales, Herpotrichiellaceae. The record is from RefSeq and is a predicted model, not a curated record. The coding region runs from base 1 to 1656 and encodes 551 amino acids. Gene Ontology annotation, molecular function: fluconazole transmembrane transporter activity. Gene Ontology annotation, biological process: xenobiotic detoxification by transmembrane export across the plasma membrane.